CCCCCCCCCCAAAAAAAAAAAAAAAAAAACCAAAAAAUGGAAGAUUACUCCUCUGUUCCAAUGCAAAAAACAACCAAGAUCAUCAGAAAAUCAAUCUUUAUUUUUCUUCAGAACUAUCAGUUCUUCACUACAACAACAGCUUUUUUUACGUUUCCUUUUGCUGCUUCAGUUCUUUUAUUACAAUCAUUCAUCUAUUCGUCAUCUCUUUACCCAAUAAUUUAUGAGCGUUUGCAUUUACUUUUCGAUGCUGCAGGGUUCCCUUCUUCUUCAGAAUUCUUCACUCUUCUCAAUUCCAAAAUUUCUCAGACAAUUGUGAUAUCAUUUUUUUCAUUCCCUUUUACCAUUUCCUUUUUUCUAUUCGCCAAAUCUUUAGUAAUCGAAUCUCUUAACUACUCAAAACCAUCUCAAAAAACUACAGUCCCUUCGUAUUUCCACCUUCUUCUCACCCAAGUCUGUAACUCAUUACUCAUCAUUUCCGCAAACUCCACCUGUUUCACUCUCCUCUUCUUCGGUUUCAAUCUUUUUGAUUAUUUAUUCGGGCUUUCGAAUCCAAGAUCAAUUCUUUUGUUAUCAGCAACAGGGGCUGUACUCUGUUCAAUUAUUCUCGCAAAUACUUUAAUUAUUUGCAAUUUGGCGUUGGUAACAUCAGGAAAUGAGAAAAUUGGAGGGUACAAGGCGAUUCUCAAAUCUUGUGUUUUAAUCAGAGGAAGAACAGCAACAGCAUUAUCACUAGCAGUGCCUGUAAAUUUGGCUCUGGCUGCAGUUGAAGCUCUGUUUCAAUACAGAGUCGUGAAGGCGUAUUAUCAAGAAAAAACAGAGCUUUUUCCUCUAGCUUUAGAAGGAAUGUUCAUUGCCUAUAUGUAUUCAAUUCUUCUGGUUCUUGAUACAAUAGCAAGCUGUGUUUUCUACAAAAGUUGUAAAACAGAUGAAGUACGAAUGUUUCCAAUUUUGCCAAUUUCGCCAAUUUCGCCAUAUCAAGAUGAAAUUCAAGACAGAGAUCAAUGUAUAGUUGUGAAGAUAAAGACAUUCGAGGAGUCCCCUUAAGCUCUUUUUUUUUCCAAGUGAUUCAGAAGAUUAUGUUUUCUUGAUUUAUUUUUCAAUUGGAUAAUAAAAAAAGAGUCUGGUUUCUGCAAGAGUAAAUAUAGUUGGAAUACAGGAAGAGACUAAGCAAUUUCUUGGGGUCAUUAAUCUACUUUUUUUUUUUUUUUUGUAAUCUCCAGAAUAUCCAUUGCUGUAAUCUCUGGAAAGAAACUCUUGUAAACUGUCUAUAUUUCAAUUUGCAAUGCAAAGAGAAAAAACACAAAUUUCUGAAAUCAAGUUUAUAGACUAGUGGGCAAAGUUGGUGCAAUAUGAUUGGGAGA
Solanum dulcamara is the source of this 1361-nucleotide messenger RNA. RefSeq lists its product as uncharacterized. The record is from RefSeq and is a predicted model, not a curated record. Lineage: Eukaryota; Viridiplantae; Streptophyta; Magnoliopsida; Solanales; Solanaceae. The transcript has a single exon. The coding region runs from base 37 to 1044 and encodes 335 amino acids.